This is a messenger RNA of Jatropha curcas, 2128 nucleotides long. Its product is annotated as PLC-like phosphodiesterases superfamily protein. Gene Ontology annotation, biological process: lipid metabolic process. Gene Ontology annotation, molecular function: phosphoric diester hydrolase activity. NCBI's taxonomy places the organism in Eukaryota, Viridiplantae, Streptophyta, Magnoliopsida, Malpighiales, Euphorbiaceae. The record is from RefSeq and is a predicted model, not a curated record.
UUCUUCCCUCGAAGAAAGGAAAAAUUAAAGUGCUGUGAUUAAGCCCGCCUUUAAUCCCCACAAAAAAGAGAAAAAAAAAAUUGUCAGCUUCAUUGCACAGUAAAACUCUCUUUCGCUUUGUACCUGCUGUAUCUAGUUUUCAUCUCUCUCUCUCUCUGUCUCUACCCUCAGUUCUCGAGCUCUGCAUAAGCGGUGGCCAUGUUUGCGUGCUUCGCGGACCAUCGUACCUUAUGCAGAGCCCCUGUUGCAAUUGGAUACCUGUACCUCUUUCUGCUACUCUCUUCUCUCUUCAUAGCACAUGCACAGGUGCUGGACUCAUGUACAGCAGCUACAAAUUGUGGGGCGGGGCUUUUUUGUGGAAACUGCCCUGCUUUGGGCAAGAAUCAACCUGUCUGCACGAGGGGCCAAGCUAUCAUACCCACCUCUAUUAUUGAUGGGUUGCCUUUUAACAAGUAUACGUGGUUAGUGACUCAUAACUCAUUCAGUAUUGUGGAUGCACCUUCUUUGCCGGGUGUUCAAAGACUGACAUUUUAUAAUCAAGAAGAUUCUGUUACUAAUCAGUUAAGGAAUGGUGUAAGGGGACUGAUGCUGGAUAUGUAUGAUUUUGAUGGCGAUAUCUGGCUCUGCCAUUCGUUUCGAGGGCAAUGCUUCAACUUCACAGCAUUUGGACCUGCAAUUAAUACCUUGAGGGAAGUAGAAGCAUUCUUGAGCGAAAAUCCAACUGAGAUUGUGACCAUUAUAAUUGAGGACUACGUGCAUACUCCAAAAGGAUUAAUAAACCUAUUCACAAGCGCCGGUUUAGAUAAAUAUUGGUUUCCUGUCUCCAAGAUGCCCAAGAAGGGUGAGGACUGGCCCACUGUGACUCAGAUGGUACAAGAGAAUCACAGGCUUCUGGUUUUCACUUCUGUUGCAUCUAAGGAAGCAGAGGAAGGCAUUGCUUAUCAAUGGAAGUAUAUGUUGGAAAAUGAGCCUGGGGAUCCUGGGGUAAAACCAGGCUCAUGCCCAAACAGAAAAGAGUCAAAGCCACUUAAUUCCAGAAGUGCAUCUCUUAUACUAGAAAAUUAUUUUCCAACAUAUCCAGUUGAGAGUGAAGCUUGCAAAGAACAUUCAAUUCCACUUGCUCAGAUGGUUGGUACCUGCUAUAAGGCAGCAGGGAAUGUAAUGCCCAAUUUUUUGGCAGUCAACUUUUACAUGAGAAGUGAUGGUGGUGGUGUUUUUGAUGCUUUGGAUAGAAUGAACGGCCAGACAUUGUGUGGUUGUAGUACCGUGACUGCCUGCCAGCCUGGAGCGCCUUUUGGAUCUUGCAAGAAUGUUGCAGUACCUAGUACAAGUCCUGUGACAACUACUACUGCAGGAAGCUUUUCGGGAUCUGUUCAGUUUUCAAGAUCUGCUUCAUCAGCCAUUUCUCCAAAUUGUUUGAUUUUCUAUUUGUUUUCUCUUCUAUUGAUGGCAUUUAUAUUAUGAAUGCAAUGGAUGACUUCCAGGUUAGGUGGUUAAGUAGCUACUCCUUCAGUUAGACAGUCAGUGAGCUACUGUUUAGUAGAGGCUUAUAGUGUCUGUUUGUAUUCUCCGGUCAGGAUUGGUAUAACACGUUCCUGCCUUAUAGAGGAGGUAAAGAAAUACUUAUCAGAGGUAUGAAGUGUGAUUUUAAACAAAGAACUUUUGAGAUUCUUAUUUGGAAGCAAAAAUGAGGACGAGCAAGGAAUCUGAGGUAGAUAGCGGCCAAGAGAUGCCUAGAAUAUGUCAAGAAGUGAUUCAGGUAUGCAGUGUACAUUGUUAAAUUAUUGGCUGCGCUGCAUCCUUAAAAUUGAAUUUUCACCACUUAGUUCUCUGCAGUAGUAAGCUUUCUUGCUGUUUCUUGUGUUUUGCAUCUUGAUUAGGAUAUAACAUCUCUCCAAUGUUAGCAAAUGUACUUCUAAUAAUUCUAGGAAGAUCCAAAAAAGUGUUUUGCUUGCAUAAGCAAAAAUGCAUUAUCCAAGGAACUCUCCUAAAGUAAAUUCAACUAGAGUGAAUUAACUUUGUUAUAUUCCUGCUUUAGCUGAUGAUAAUGUCCGUAAUCAUCCUAAUUGUCAGAAAUGGCAUCUGUAACAUAUUUCCAGUUUGCUACAAUAAAUGCAUUUUAAUACCA